Oreochromis niloticus (Nile tilapia) is the source of this 2078-nucleotide messenger RNA. RefSeq names its product tumor necrosis factor receptor superfamily, member 1a (gene tnfrsf1a). Gene Ontology annotation, molecular function: tumor necrosis factor receptor activity; tumor necrosis factor binding. Gene Ontology annotation, biological process: innate immune response; signal transduction; inflammatory response. Gene Ontology annotation, cellular component: membrane raft; signaling receptor complex. The record is from RefSeq and is marked provisional. Lineage: Eukaryota; Metazoa; Chordata; Actinopteri; Cichliformes; Cichlidae.
ACCGCCUCUCCUCUUCAGAUACUGGGCAGCGGCAGUUCUGUCGCGCUGCUUUCGCUAAAAGAUAUAUCUGUACUUUAGUAACUUAAAUGCCGAUUUCCACGUAAGGAGCUGAAGUUAAGAAAUAUUCCUCCGAGUGACGGUGGUUGUCCAGUUGACCAGAGAACAGACCGCAAUCCUACACAGCAGCAGAGGGGCCAGUGUGAGGAUUGGGGGCUGAUGGAGUGCAGCAGCUAUCCUAUGCAACUACACUUCCUCAAAUUAGUGGACUUUGGCUCAUUUUGAUUAUGGAGGCCCUUCGGCACAGAGGACAGAGGAAUAAAAAGGCCUCUUUUGGCACCUUACUUUGCCUGAUGUGCAUGUCCAUCACCACUUUGGCAUCGUUACCAGAGUCACAGAAAGUUAAUAAGACCUGUAAACUUGACGAGUUUCUCACUACGGAAGGAAUAUGUUGCAACAAAUGCAGUCCAGGUUUUAAGCUUCAAGAAAAAUGUCAUGGUCCCAAAGAGAGAUCAACCUGCACACCGUGUCCGGAAGGAGAGUACUUAGAAUUUAUGAACUACUACCCCAACUGCCGAAGGUGCAUACCCUGCAAAGCACGAAAUAAUGAAAUCGAGGUAUCGCCAUGUUCAAGAAACCAGAACACUAAGUGUCGAUGUAAAGAUGGAUAUUACAAGUAUACAGUCGACAGCGAAACCUCUGUGUGUCUCAAGUGUAAAAACUGCAAAGACGAUGAAGUGGAAUUGCAGAUAUGUACACCAGAAAAUAACACUGUGUGCGGAUGUAAGGACAAUUACUACAAAGACAACAAGAAGUGCAAACUGUGCGAGAGUUGCUCUGCUCAGUGUCAACACUUGUGUCUAACAACCACAACAGCUCCUUCAAAAGAAAAUGCGUCUAAUCGACCGGACUCUUUUGACAAUAUAAUUGCUGGAGCUGGAGCUGGAAUAUUAGCGUUGAUGGUGUUGAUGGUUUUCAUGACGUACAUGAUCACGAAACGACAAACCAAAAGGAGGCUACUACGGUCCUCCCAGCGAUCUGAUGCUUCCCAGGAAUCUUGUGAGCAGGUCUUGGUGAACAGUGAGGAACGUUUGGAGACCACUGUGACGGAGGUUCCUCAGACUUCUGUGGCCCAAGUGGAGACGUCCAAACUGCCUGACUGUGUCCCGCUGGAAAUCAAGCUCUCUGAGCUGAUCUAUGCCGUCCUGGAUCUGGUACCUGUGGUGCAGGUGAAGCAGCUGGUGCGUUGUCUUGGUGUGACUGAUACAGAGAUUGAACAAGCGGAGAUGGAUCACCGAUCCUGCCGGGAGGCUCACUACCAGAUGCUGCGGGUGUGGGCCUUACAUUCAGGUGGAGGAGGACGAGGAAUGCUGCACAGGCCACUGUUCAAUGAAUUAUUAGAAAAGCUAAGAAACAUGCACCUGGGGAAAGCAGCCGAGGAACUGGAGACAAAAUAUGGCAUUCAGUAACUCUGUAAAACGUGCCAAGAGGAACAAAAUGCUUAUGAGCCCAAGUAUUGCUGGCUUUAAGGACUCAAUCGUGGAUGCCAAACUGGCGCGGUGCUACAAGAGAAGCAGCAGCUUUAUUUCACAGCACACAUAUGAGACUGAAGACUUUGUGUCCUUCUUUGACAAUCACACAGCGAGAUGACGGGAAGAAACAACUAACAGCAAAUGGACAAACGGCUCAAAGAGUCACAGAAAACGUUUGCAUUCAGAUCAUUUUCAAAGAGCUUUUUUACAAUGAGUAUUUUUUAUAUUUUGAAAACCAGGAUUAUUUCUUUAUUGCUGAGCAAUAUCUGAGAAGACUAAUGCUACUUUCUUCACAUUAUAUAUAAUCCUACAACUAUUUUGUACCUUUAAACCAAGCCAAGCUAUACUCCCCAAAGCAAACUAUAUUUCCCAAAGACGUAACAUGACCAGUGUUAAAGGAUAGUAGUUCCUCUGGCUCUAGAAUGACGGUCGCACCGUUAGAGAAGUCCCAAGUUGGGCGUUGAGACAGUUUUGUGACCAAAAGUAGCCUCAGACACAAAGCUGACAGUAUUUUUCAGAAAUUUAGGAUCAACUUAAAAAACCCCCCCC